Messenger RNA from Pyricularia grisea, 2860 nucleotides. RefSeq lists its product as uncharacterized. Lineage: Eukaryota; Fungi; Ascomycota; Sordariomycetes; Magnaporthales; Pyriculariaceae. Gene Ontology annotation, biological process: mitotic sister chromatid segregation; cell division. The record is from RefSeq and is a predicted model, not a curated record. The coding region runs from base 518 to 2215 and encodes 565 amino acids. Gene Ontology annotation, cellular component: MIS12/MIND type complex. The transcript is spliced from 4 exons.
CACGGCAAUCCACGGACCAAGUUGGGCAGAACUAGAACUGGCGGAACUUCGCGCGGACCACAACGAAUUGAAAAAAAACGACAAUUUCAGCCAGCAUCUCUUACCUCACCGCGGUCGCGACACUGAAUAAUUAACGAUCGAAUUAAUCUAAUCACACGGAAAGGCUUUGGGAAAAACUCUUUCAUACGCGCCGAAGGUGGCCGCGCCUAGCGAAUCCGCAGUUGGGGGGGAAAUUUGACGCGUCUUGGAGUGGGAGGGGCGGCACAGCCAAAACUGCCUCCCCAGGGGCACGCAGCCUCGAAUUGCUUUGCGACACGCGACCCAGCACCGAAGCUCGGGAGGGACCGACGACAAAUUAUCGCAGCGGCAUACGUGCGACAACUCCAUCAACAACCAGAUAAUUUUUUUUUCAAAGCUGCUACUGCUGUGCUAUCGCAUACCUAAAACCUACCAAAAAAGGAACAGCCAAAUCCCCGACUGCAUCCAUGCCUUCGCCCUCGCCGUCCGCUUGCCAUCCAUGACGACUCUCAUACGCGCACGCCAGCCGCUACAGGACUUGAGCAUGAGCAAUCAGCCGGGGGAGCCGCGUCGCUACAGCAAACGCCUUGCCGAUGCCGCGGUGUACGACGAGCAGGAUGGCGACUUUCUCUUUACGCGCGGCUCGAAACGAGCCAGGACCUCGACGGCCGCGAGCGACUUGGAUGCUGCCGCUCCCUCGACGAUAGCAGCUGCUCCAGCGGUGAAAAAGGCGGCAGGGCGACCGGCCAAGAAGGCAGCGCCCGUUGCGAUUGUGGGAGGGAGGAAACGUGCCGCUUCACCGCAGCUGGCGCCCGUGGAGGAGACGGAACCACCUGCGACCAAGAGGCCGACGAGGAGGAAACCGAGCGCGUCUCCAGCGCCAGCGCCAGAACCGAAACCGCUCGCCGUUCCGAAAACGCGCGCCAGACGGACAGAUGCGGCUGCGACUGCACCGCCCAGUACCGCCGCCCCAACGACUGGUCGACGAACGCGAUCUUCUAUGGAAACGGUAGUGGAAAAUGGUGCAGGAAAUCAUCACACAGGACCAGAACCUGAAAUACCAGCAGCAACGACGGCACCUGAAGCAAGGAAACCGGGUCGGGGGAGGCCACCGACAAAAAAGCGAACGGCAGCGGUGGAAAACAGGGCCCUGGAACCGGUUGCGACGCCCAGGAAUGAUGCGAUGGAUACCAGCAUGGACGAUGGGCCAGCUGGGGAGGGGGUGAUAUAUGGUCAGGAGCACCAUGAGCCGGCGCGCAAAAUUGCGCUUCCCUUUAGCGAUACGCCCAUAAUGGACCGCAACAAGGAGUUGCGCAAAAAGGGCGGGGCGGGAGGCAGUGGAGCGCGACGAAGUAGCCUGGGCAUGAGAGGCAGGCGGGCCAGUUCAUUGAUUGAGAGUGGUCACAGUGCAAUACCGCACCGCGAGGUUAAUGCUGGCGAGUUCUACAAGCACAUCGAGUCCGAUGUGAUGGAGACGAGGAGGAUGAAGCAGCUACUUACAUGGUGUGGUGAGAGGGCGUUGCUGGACAGGCCGGCGCACGGCUCUUUGGAUUCCAUGAAUUCUAAUGCAAUUCUGGGAGCACGUGCAAUACAAGACCAACUAUUAAAGGACUUUGGGAACAAGUCGGAGUUCUCGGACUGGUUCAGCCGGGAAGACGAGGCGAGUGAAGCCGAGCCCAAGCGGCCGGUGAUCACGAAACCAAAUCCAGUCAACAUUGAGAACGAGAAAAAGAUAGUGGAGCUGGAGGCUACUAUCAAACGCUUAAAAUUGGAAAGGAAAAAGUGGUUGGCGCUGGAGAAGCCACCUCCUGAAUUCCCACCCCUAUUUGAAGAUGAAGACCCGACCAAGGCUCCGCUGCCCGACGAAGGGGCACUCGAUGAAGAAGAGGCGCGUAUGUUGCGUUCUCUGACGGAGCCGACCAGCAACUUUGCGUCACUGCGAGCAAAAACGCAGUCGCGACUACAGUCCCUGAUGGCUCCGCUCGAGGUCGACAUCGACAAGCUCGCCGACAGCGUGCACAAGCUCGAUCGGCGCGUUGCGGCGGGCGGGCGGCAGGCUGACCGCGUGCUCGGCCUGAGCGCGGACCGGCUCAAGGAGCGCGAGGAACGUGAAAAGGCCGCAGCCGGCACCAAGAACCUGCCCGUCAUGGAGGUCCUGAGGAGUCUUGGCAAGAUAUUACCCGAAGAAGACGGCUAAGGUUGCGUUGCCCGCGCCCAACCUACUGCGGUCUAAGGGUAAACGCAUAAUGGCCAGCAAAACUAUGCUUAUGCUCCUCGCUAUGCGGAGGAGCGUUUUUAUAAUGACAUGACGACAAUUUAGGGGAUUCAAAUGAGCGUCUGAUUUUGGUAUCGUCUUCUUUUUCUCUCUCUUAUUCAUCCUUUCUCCCUCUCCUCUUUUUCUCAGGGCGGAAGGUUACUUUUUUUUGUGUGUCCAUUUCCUUUGUCAUGAUUCCUUCCACCGUUCCUUGUUGGCGGCGCUCUCGCACCACGGGUGACUUUUGUAGUCAAAAACACUACAAGCACCGUUCAUUUAAGCCUUUUGAUUGGGUGUUUAUGUUGGGACUUGUUUAUACCCCUUUGGAGCAUUAAGCUUGGAGACUUUUGAGACUGGGACUGGUUUGCCAUGGUUUUGGGCGUUUUGUGUAGUAGUAGUUUGUGGCGGUGGUGAGGUGGUGGUGAAUUUGGCAAGCUGUGGUCAGGCAGCUUUUUUGCCCCGUCUGAUUCGAGUUUUUAAAGGUGCGAUGUUUGUACAUAUUGGCCCCUGUGCCUACGACCAAGAAGACUGGCUGGCUUCUUUGGUUCCAACAUCGACUAUUGAUGAAACAGAGAACUGGAAAAUGUC